CCAAAACAAUCUGGCAACGCUGAAUCCUGUUGAAAAGCUCGAAGUAAACAGUUUUCGGUGCUCAGAAGUAAUCUCAAGUCACCUGUGGCUCUCUUGAUGACCCCCAACGCCAUCACUGCUGCACAAUUACAUUUUUUCAGUAGCUUUUCUCAGCAACAAGGACGACCACAGCAGUAAAAGGGUUAAGUUGACAUGUACAGGUGACCACAGGAGCCUUCAGGUGAUGAGAGACACACAUACAGCUAUUGGCCAUGUGAUGUGAUGUGAUGGCUUUGGCGGCACCAAGGCGGGGUGACCGAGGCUCCUCCCUGGCCCCAAGCAGCAGCACAGUGUAUGUCUCCAACCUGCCCUUCUCCCUCACCAAUAAUGACCUCACCAAGAUAUUUGAAAAGUUUGGGAAAGUUGUCAGGGUAACAAUUCUGAGGGACAAGGAGACCCGCAAGAGCCGUGGUGUGGCAUUUCUGCUUUACCUGACACGAGAGGAGGCCCAAGCAUGUGUGCGCAACACUGAUGGCUGUACACUCUUUGGCCGCACAGUGAAGGCCAGCAUUGCCAAGGACAAUGGCCGUGCCCCUGAGUUCAUAAGGCGACGAGAAUAUCCUGACAAAUCAAGGUGCUACGAGUGUGGGGAGUUUGGCCAUCUGAGUUAUGCUUGCCCUAACAACUUACUAGGGGACCGAGACCCUCCCAAGAAGAAGUCAAAGAAGAGAAAGAAGGAAGCCGAGUCAAAGACAAAGAAGCUCUGCAAGUCAGGGGACACUGAUGAAGAGGCAGAUGAGGAGGAAGAAAACUUUGAGGACGAGUCUCUGAGUGCAGCCAUUAAAUAUCAGCAAGAAUUACGGGAGGCAGAGACCUUCCAGGAGAGGAUUUCUGUUGGGGAUCACUUGAAGAAAACAGAAGAGAAGCAUAAGGCAAAGAUCAAGAAAUCUUCAUACUUCAGUGAUGAAGAAGAAUUGAGUGACAGCUGAGGGGUGAGAAGUGUAUUUGUGCUGCAUAAGUGCAAAAAAAUACAUAUUGUGAGACUCAUGCUGUGUGGGAGUUCAAAUCAUGCAAACUGUUCUGAACUUAUAGAUCUACUUUUGAUAUGGACAUGUAUUAAAAAGCAGUCUGUUAUAUAAAUAAGUGUAUUGUUUUAUACUGAGCAAUGUUACAUUGACUUUGCAUGAGAUGAUAUACCAGUCAAGUAUUUCUUUCAUAUUAACAAAAAUAAAAAAUGAAAUACAGUAAUGUAUUUCACAUUAGAAGUGAAGGAUUCCUUGUUUGACUAAAAAUUUCUCCACGCUGUAAAACGAACAUUGGGAACCUGGAUUUUUAAUGCAAGCCUGAUAGAUUAUUCAGGAGUCUUUGUUUAACUGUAGAUUAUAUGAUGUCACAUUUAAUGCAGCUGCCACUUACAUGGGCAGGACAACAACUUAUAUCUAUACAUUAGAGCUCAUGCAGUACGUAUAAAAAUAUAUAAUGUAACUAACAUAAAAAAAUCCUAUAAUGACAAAGAGCUGCCAAGGUAACUUAAUGGUGGAAAAUUUCAACUAUGAACAUCAUCAAGUAAUGACACAUCUAUCUGUUAGCACCUUACAUGCCUAUGUAGGCCUCAUCAGAUCUUGUGUUGUAGACAUUAUAGAUAGCUUAUUAUGCCUGAGUGUUGAUGUUUUUUUUUUUCCAUGUUUGUUCCAAACACUGUAUGGCCGCCAGGGGUGUUGUCAGGACUUAGAUGAGGAGGCUUCCCAUAUCACCCAUGUUUCAGAGCAAAGGGAAGAAUGGGGCAGGACCAUCUGUGCAGUUUUAGAGAGAGCAGAGAUUUGUUGUCAGCUAUGAACAGCCUCCAACUAUAUGUCUGUCCCUUCCCCUGGCUGUUUCCAUGCAUUGUGGAGGUAGGGGUCUAGGAAGAGAUGGGAGCUUCCACAUAGUAGGGGUCUUUUUCUGCUUCCACAACUAGACAAGCUCCAUUGCGUCCCUCCUCUAGCAGCUUCACCAAGCUGUUGGCCACAGUCUCUGAACUGGGGGGAAACAAAGAGACCAGAGUUAUGCAUUGGGUUAUUAUGAUAAAAGAAUAUCGGAGUUUAAGCAAACUGAUUCAAGUAAGUGCCUCUCUUCUGGGUGAAAGUGUACAUUUGGUUGGCAGUGCUUAAAGUCUAAACUAAUUUUAUUUCUGCAAAUCUUGCCAGGUAUUAAGCAUUUAUUACAUUAUUGCAACAGUUUUGUUUCUGAUAAAAAAAUAAUUUGUUCAAGUGCAUAUAUAUUCCUUUAAGGAUGUUCUUGGAUGGGGUCCCAGUCUACUCACGUCAGAUCCUUGAGGCCAGAUGAAAACUUUGAUAGGGCUUGUACUACUUCAGGAGAGAAGGCUUUCUUCAUGGAAUUUGCCAGCAGUUCUGUCUUCACUAAGCUUGGGCACAAAGCCUGAACUUUCACUCCACUGAUCUUGAAGUGGAAAUCAUGCUGUUGGAAAAAGAGAAAAAAAUUAGGAAUGUGUUUCCAACCAUGUUUUAAAAAGUUCAGUGCCCAAAUUUAUAAAAUGUUGCACUCAUAAACGUCACCAUGAUGGAUGCCUACUUAUUAUUAUCAUCAUCAUCAUCAUCAUAAUAAUAAUAAUCUAAUUAGCAUUACUUGCUAAUUUUUCAACUUGCAUUUUGCUGGCCUGCCAUCUACCAAAUGACUCAGCCAUGCUCCUUGGUGCAUAUGGCUUUUAUUCUCCUUUUUUUUUUUUAUGUCAGUUCAGUUUUAAAACUGCAUUUUGUUGCUCCCCAGCCAGCAGUAUUGGUGGACAGCUCAUGGAAGGUACAAAUCCUUUAUACACUCACAAUAAGGCAGAAACAGAAGCCAGUCUUUCAACUCCUUAUACAUGUAUGUAAGGACAAAUUCUUAGGACAGAAAUGCUGUCAAGAUUCUCCAUUUGAACUUGACUUUUGGUUAUUCCUUUAUUAACUUUUGGAUUUUUGCACAUACCAGUUGUUCACCAGUUGUUCACCAAAUUCAUAAUUUUGAAAAUAACUCAUUCUGAAUUUCUUAUUUUAUGAUGGAGAUGAGGUAUGAUAAUAGUGAAUGAAUACAGUUGCUUUUGUUUUGUUUUUUAAACAGGCAGUGUCCUAUACUUCGGAAAUGUAAUGAUGUAGGUAAAAAGAGUACUUCAUGAAAUGGAUCAUAAAUCUGUAGAUACAUCACAUUCUUCCACAGUACAACACUGGCUGCUUCUUUGUGUGUAUCAUGGCCUUGGCUAACUAAAGAUUUAUUUUUAGAACUAUGGCUCUCUCUCACUUGAUGGAUGUUCUAUCUCAACCUACUGUUCCAACUCUUCCAUUGCAUGAGUUUAAUGUACAUAGAAUUUCAUAAUAAUGCUUUAGAGAACAACAGCUGAUGGUAAAGAACAGGAAACAAGGUGUAUGUUAAUAAAUGAAAUAUACUCACCCCUAAACUCCGUACAAGCCCAAUAAUGGCAUGCUUGGUGGCUGAGUAAACAGGGCCAAACGGAUUUGCCUUGACACCCACAAUGCUGGAAAUGUUGACCACCACUCCUCCUGAGCCUCCCUUGUUGGUGCCCAUGCGGUCCAGAGCCAGCAGUGUCCCCCUCAUGCAGCCUCCCUGUUGAUGAGGAGCUUUGAAAACCACUGUGCCAUUACAUACAUUGCACCUGGAUAAGUAUGAUACCUCACUUAAGUCUUAAUUCAUGGCAUUCUGUCUUACUUAGAAUGAUUUUGAUAAAAAAAUUUUUAAUGAUGUAGUUUUUUCCUCUCAUACCUGUGAGGUGACAUCCAAAUAUAAGACUUAAUGAGCUAAGAUGGACAAAUAUCUUUACAUACACUAUUCAUUUUGCCAGAUCUAGUUAAUUACAUACAUGAAUUAGUCAGAUAGUUAACAUUUAGGUAUAUUUGUUGGUGCAUAUCGUUGGUAAUGACUUAUCACUCCUUCCUGAUUAUGUUGUCAACUUACAAGAUUUACUGCAACUGUUUUAUCCCAUUCUUGCUCGUUGCCAAUGCCAGCAUUAUUGAUGAGCACGUUCACUGGUCCCAACUUCUCCACUGUAGCAUCCCAGACCGCUGUAAAAACACAGAGAACAGAGGCUCAUCACGGUGUCAUUGAGGAAUUAGGCAUGAUCUUAUCUACUGGUUCUCAUCUCUGUUUUCAUGAACCUGUCACCUUGUGGCAGAUUAUUUACUCUGCUCUACUAUCUUGUGGCAGCACACCAUCCUUCACAUUAAUAGUUACUUCAGCAAGGUGUUAUCCCUGAUAUGUGAGAGGAAAGACUGCAGGUUUAUCAAGUAUUAGAGUCAGAAGUGCUUCAAAUAGAUCAUUUGGCUAGCUUUCAGGAAAAUGGACAUUUUAUUGGUUAGGUUUGAAUCUGAAGCUUUGUAUCAAUACACCAUUUAGCCACUUUGAACUUUUAUACCUUUGUGUUGUACAUAAUUUUCAAUAUGACAUUCACUGUGUACAUUUGCUCAUCUCUACACAUCUUCGAUUUUAUGGUAAUGUACUGCAGCUGUCCAACAUUUUUGCCUAUGAUGUUACUGUUCAACAAAUGGUGAGCAAAUAAUACAAAGCUACAAAAUAUGAUGAA
This is a messenger RNA of Scylla paramamosain (green mud crab), 4549 nucleotides long. Its product is annotated as zinc finger CCHC-type and RNA-binding motif-containing protein 1-like. Gene Ontology annotation, cellular component: U12-type spliceosomal complex. The record is from RefSeq and is a predicted model, not a curated record. The transcript is spliced from 5 exons. NCBI's taxonomy places the organism in Eukaryota, Metazoa, Arthropoda, Malacostraca, Decapoda, Portunidae. Gene Ontology annotation, molecular function: zinc ion binding; RNA binding. Gene Ontology annotation, biological process: mRNA splicing, via spliceosome. The coding region runs from base 267 to 968 and encodes 233 amino acids.